This is a messenger RNA of Alligator mississippiensis (American alligator), 6741 nucleotides long. It is a transcript of the gene ITPRIP, whose product is annotated as inositol 1,4,5-trisphosphate receptor interacting protein. The record is from RefSeq and is a predicted model, not a curated record. Gene Ontology annotation, cellular component: membrane. NCBI's taxonomy places the organism in Eukaryota, Metazoa, Chordata, Crocodylia, Alligatoridae. Bases 423 to 2072 code for a protein of 549 amino acids. The transcript has 2 exons. Gene Ontology annotation, molecular function: protein kinase inhibitor activity.
GGGAUCCCCUGGAUCCCAGCUGGAGCGGAUCCCCGGGAUGCCGCGCGGGGCAGCAAGCGGCUUUUAAGGGCGUCUUCCCACUUGGCAAGCCCCAGGCUUUGUGCUGGCUCGGCUGCAGCCGGGCGGGGUUUUUGCUGGGUGUUUUUGCAAAGCCUCGCGGGGCAUCGCCGGAGCUGCUCCUGCCGGCCCCUGGCGCUUUCCCCUGCCCGCCGAACCCUCCUUAAGAGGGUCCCAGGAGGCAGAAAGUUGAGUCCGGUGGUUUUGGGGUGGGUUUUUUGUUCUCAGAUGGAGGAAAAAGUUACUCAGAGGAAGUGAGUGCGGCAGGAGGCCGGCAGCGCAGGGGACCAUGCUGCCCCGAGCAGCCCGGCGCUGCCCCUGCCCAUCGCCCCGCUGAUCGCCCGCGGGCCCGGAAAGGAAUUGCCAUGCCCGCAGGGAUCUUCCGAGUGUGCCUGGUGGUGAUAACAGCUAUCGUCAACCACCCACUCCUGUUCCCCAAAGAAAAUGCUACUGUCCCUGAGGACACGGAGGAAAUCAUCCAGAGGAUGAAGGAGCGUGAGGAGAACCUCCGGCUGGAGCAGCUACGCUUGGAGCAGGAGAUGGCAGGGCAGGAGUCCAUCCAGAAGGCUUUGGAAGAGGCCCCUAAGCUGGAGGAGAAGCUCGAAGAGGAUGCUCUGCGUUGGGACUUGUGGAGCGCCAUGUCCAUGGUUGUCUUCCUACUGAUUGAGCUCUGGAGGCAAGAUUUCCAGGAUGGGAACUGGCAGGACUGGGCCGGUGAGGAGGAUGACAUGGCCAUCCUGGGGAAAGCAUUUAAGGGGGUGGCCCUGCCAAAUAAGGCCACCUUGGCCAACUUCUAUGAGAGGUGCAUCGUGGGUGUCACUGGCGAGAUGGCCCGGAUGCGGGAGAUGGUGGAAGGUUUUGCAGACGACUUGUUGGAAGCCCUACGGAGCGUGUGUAACCGGGAUGCUGACAUGGAGGUAGAGGAGUGCAUAGGGGUAGGGAGCAUGUAUGAAAACUGGAGGGUGCGCAAGCCAUAUGUGUGCGACUUGAUUGUGCCUUUUACCCCACCAGAGCCCUACCGUUUCCGGUCGCAGGUGUGGUGCUCUGGGGACUCCAUCCCCCCAGAUAAGCAAGGCUACGGUACCAUCAAGGUUUGCCGGCGGGAUGAGGAUGUGGCAGGCUGUAUCUGUGACAAGACUAAGCUGGGUGAAGACAUGUUGUGCCUCCUCCAUAGCCAAGCCAGCCAGACCAGGCACAACAGCGAGAGGGAGGACCUGCUCUGCUUUAACAACACCCAGUAUCUGGAUGCUGACCAGGUGAUGAAGUGGUUCCAGAUCGCCAUCACCAAGGCCUGGAACAGAAUAUCCCACAAGUAUGAAUUUGAUCUCACCUUCAGCCUCUUGGACUCCCCAGGUGCCCUGAAGAUAAAAUUCAGGUCUGGAAAGUCCAUCGCCUUCAACAUCACGCCUGUGGUGCAAUGUGAAGACUCUGAUGUCUACUUCAUCUCCCACUUUCCCCGCAGCGGCCUGACAGCUGAUCCCUCCUCCAACACUUACUGGUUUCUUACUUUUGCGGUGUACGAGAGACGGUUCAUCCAUUCCCUCUCCAAAACACUGCCUGCCAAUGCCUGCCACCUCAGCUGCCUUCAGAUCCUCUCCUUCCUGCACGAAAAGCAAUGUAGCCUCUCGGGUCCAAGCGGCCUCACAAACUACCACCUGAAAACAGCAAUGCUGCAUUUGCUACAGACCCGUCCCCAUCAGGACUGGGCCCCAGAAAACCUGGAAGCCAGGCUGCAAGACAUGCUGAAAUUCCUGGAGAAAAGCUUGCAGGAAAAGAAGCUAUGCCACUUCUUCAUUGGAAAUCGUAAGGUGCCAGAGGAGCUAGGUUUCCCGGGGAUAUUCCAGAAGGCUGAGCCCCUCAACCUUUUCCGAUCAUUUGUGCUUCACAGAGACAUUUACCAAAAGACGGUGGAUACGUUUCACGAGAUGCUGAGGAACACAUCUGCUCUGAUCAAUGAAUACACGGUGCACGUUCCUAUAGAGCAUACAAACGGGCUUCACAAAGAGUCUCUUUAGCCAAGACAUCUGACAAACACUUGUCCUCUGUGCACAAGUUCCUGGGGCAGCUUAAAAGCCUUAUCGAGGCAAUGGACUUUGAUGUGAGAGAUUUCCACCUUUCAUGGCAGCUAAUUCAGGCCUGGUUUACCCAGCAUCAGGGAGGAAGGAGAAUGGGUAGGAACUGGAAAGCACAUGCUGUGAAAGUGUCUCUCUACUCCACCAGUGCGUUAGCUGUUUUUUAUGCAACUCAGAAUAUAUUUUUUUACUAUGCACUAGUCCGACUGUGGUGGUGACAAGCAACAGAUGUAAUUUAUACAGAUGUUGCAUUGCAAAAACAUUGGCAAUUAUUCAGCGUCUCAAGCCAAAUAUUGAGUUUGUUUUUAAAGGGGAUGAAAUAAAAUGGUGAGGAGAAUCUAAGAUAAAAAGAGGAUGUUGAAAGAGUCCUCCUCUUCCCUGAAAGGCAACAGCUCUGUGACUGCUGUUAUUCUGUUAUUCUUACCUUACUAUUAUUAGUCUUUUGUAUAGUCAUAAUGGUAAUGUCCAGGGGAGUGGAUUUUGUGCGUGGGUGAAUAUAUUUGCAUGGCAGUUUUCCAUGUCUGCUCUGGAUGAAACCAUUGACCAUUCUUUGUAAAAGAAAAAGAAAAACUUCCUGCAAGACAUAAAACUGUAAGACGGCAGAUGCCAAGAGAUAAAUGUUUGGGCUCUUCGCAUAAGCAGAUGAUGCAUGAGAAGAGGGAACUCACGGAAAAAACUAUGAAAUGAACCCAGUCACAAUAAGCUGAUGCCAAAGGGGUAGAUCGUAAUCUCAAAAUCUAAUACAAAUCAUGUAGUGCAUUUUUAAUGAGGUCAGGGCAGGUACAAGUGCUGUAACUAAAGGAGAGAGCAGAGCACACUGGUGGCUGGCAAACUUGGUUUUUGCAGCAAUGCUGCAGUCUGACUCCCUCCAUCGUGUCUGUCUUAUCUUUCAUAGAGGUAACCUGGGGUAUCUGCCUGCAUCCAAGCAAGGCUCCUUCUAGACCUUGUUAAUGCUGCUGCUUGGAGCAGGUUGCAUUUAGGAGUGUCAGGUAGAGCAAGCUGCAUGGCCUGCAGUCAUCUGAGACCUGACCAUAGUGAAUGUUCAGCCACUACUGACCAAGUAGGAGAGAGAGAAAAAGUCUUGGUUGAGCGUACGAGCUUUUAAUGUUUUGAUCAAGUAGAGCUCUUCAACUUGGGUGUAUUGUUUUCAUUGUUCUCCUUUUAGAAGAGGAAGAUGCAGCCUUGGUUGGCGGCAUGGGUAGCAUUGGUUGUUCCAUCCUACAGCAGAUUACCAUCAUUCCCAUAUUAUUGCACCUCCACACCUGACCCAUAUAUGGCAGACACAGAAGAUAGGUUUGAUCCUACUACCCUGAAGGUGAUGCCUUCUGGCAGGAGUUCAUUAUCCAGCUUGCCAUUAAGCAGACCUUCAAAAGAAGAUUGAAGCACAAAUCACUGUCUCACCUCUGUAGACAGCUGCGCAGGCCUGCCUCUCCAGGGGCAAGGGAGUUGUGGGACACAGACAUAUAGGGUGGCAGGGCAGGGAUGUUAAUAGAUUACACAAGUCCUAAGUGAGAGAGAGGAACCCAUUUGCAACGAGCUGCUGAGUAACUACCCAAGUUUGUAACUACACCGUUCCCCAUGCCAUUACACCCAGGCUUGCUAUAAAAAGUGGGGAGGGAGUGACAGGGGCAAUUGGCCAGAGCCAUAGGAGAAUUUCUUGGGUCUUGCAUGAAGCAGAUAUUUGUCUCCAUCUCCAAACUAACCCUUGUAGCUCUGUGCUCAGGAGAACCUCACAGCUGGAGAAGCAGGAGGGAAGGUCUCACUGCUGGAGGUCAGGUGUGAAGCUCACUGGUGCUGUCGGAUUAACCUUUUAGCACAAGCCAUUAAACCCCUUUAAGAGAAAUAAAAACCAGGCUUGAGGCACUCUGUGGAGAAUCAGAUAGUGAUGAGUAGAAGUAAAAUGCAGGGUUUGAGACCCAUGGGGAUCUGGAGCUUCUCAUAUGUCUAGAAUAUUUUCAAACUAAAGCAACAACUUUGUGGCUGCUGAGUUUCUCGCUCCCUGAGGUCUGUUGUACAGUGUCUACACCAGACCUAUAUUUAUACAGAUGUACUAUGUGCAGAUGUACUAUGGUGAAGCACUUGUGGCCUCGGUUCCUCUUCACUGUGCUGCUGCUAUGGCCAGAGACAAAUUUAAAUCUCUGAUGUUUCCUGCAAGGAGCCUAAAUUUAGCGCAUGAGAAGUACAGAAAUACACCCCUGACCCAGGUCACACAGGAAAUGAUGUGCUGGGCUGAAAAAAACCCAUCAAGCCUUUAUAUAAAAUGGAGGAAAGGGAGAGUAAAAGACUGCUUAUAAACAAAAAUUCUCAUUUCCCUUGUGCAAAAUGUUGGAACAAAGAUGCUUUCAUCCAGCAUGGAUUUCCUCUCCGGCGGUUUGACUCUUGCUGGUUUUAGGAGGAUGUUUGAAGUUGAGUUUGCAGUCAUAAACAGGUAGUGGGGAAAGUAAACCUUGCAAACGACACUAUGCUAGCAACAUGUUAAAAUAGUAGCAGGGGCAUUAGGGAUUUUUUCUCAUCCUGCUGGAUUGUCCUGUGGCAAUUCUGGACCUCGUCUGGUGGUAAUAGAAGAAAUGUAGAGCACUAACAGAGACUCCUAAUGAAACAUGUCUUGCCUCAGUCCCUUCCCUGGACAAGAUACCGCUCCGCUAAGUGUUUAACGUGACAUGCUUACUCUGCUUCAGGCUUUUCUGCUGAUCACAAUUUCAGGCUAUAAGAGAGCCUACAGAUAUGUCUCCACUCAGGGGAAAGCACUGUGUGUGAACACACUCACUGUGCUUCAGGAAACCCCACGGGAGAGCUCUCCAUGUGGCUAUCACUCUGCAGGCAUUUCAACACAAGACACUUACUGUGGAGUAGACUAAUUAGCUCUGCAGUAAACGUGUGCCUACACAUGCACCCCUAUUAGGCUGGAGUAAAUGAAUUAACUCUGCAUCAGGAUAGUACUUGUAUUUACAGGAUAGUACUAAUUUAUAACUACUAUCCUGCCAUGGAGUUUUUUGCUUUGCAGCAGUGCACGUGUAGACAUUGCCCUGGCUGGCUGGAGCACAAGGGUGCUUCAGUGUGGGGGCUGCCUGUCGGCUGGCCCUGCACUGGAGCACCCUCAUGCCCCAGCCAGCCCCUGUGCAGCACGUCGAGCAGGAGGGGAAGCAGCCCUGGCCUGGCAGGCUGACCCCUGGCACCCCCUGCCAGCCAGGGCUGCUUCGAUGCAGCUCAACGUGCUGCAGUCCCGGGUGCACAUUCAAACAGUGUAUCCAGGAGCAAUAAACUCUGGAGUUUAUUGCUUUGCCUUAAUUGCACAUAUAGACGUGCGCUGAGAGAUCAAACCUUUACGUACUGAGUAACUUGCUUAAUCUUACCAUAACCAUAGCAGCAAGAAAGGGUAUAAAGUGUAGAAGAAUGGUCCUUCACAGUCAGGUCUUAUCAAUUUUAAUACUAGAAUACAGUUAGCCAGACAUCACCCUUACUUGCAAAAGACUACAGCAUUUCAUCAGUCUUCCGUGCAGUCUACACUAGUCAAAAUGUCCUUUGCUAGCUAGAACUGUGUGUAAAGAUGUUUGGCUAACGUAUCUGGAAGUCUACAAUAUCCAGAGUCUUACUCAGAAUUCCUCAAGAGUAGACUCAUGGGUUUUUGUGGUUUUAAAUCUAAUCAUUUUCUUUUGCAACCAAGUGCUAUGUAACGUGCAGUGAAUCACUGCAGGAAUGGUCCCGAGGAAGUUCAAACUGCGUGGAUCCCUUUCUUCUACUAGUUAUUGUUAUUGCUAACCCUUAGCCAGGGAAACUCAGCCAUCGUCCCCCUAUAUUCCAGCCACCUUCCUAAAGCAAUUUAAUUGUUUCAGUAUGUCACUAUAGGCUCUAUCAAGGUGAGGGAAAUCACUGUGGCCCGAUAAGAGCCAUCAACACAGCCUCAGGGGCUAUUCAUGUGCAGGCAGCGCCGUUAUUAAAGCUAUUCUUGUCUAAAGCCAUUAUCAUUCAGGAGCUGAAUGUCUCUUAAGGCAGUCUCUUCAUUUUGGAUAGUUCAGUACUCAACUUGCAUCGACCGUGGGAUAUGGCAUCUAUGUCUCCAUUUUUCCACAUACAGAUCAUUUAUCAUUUUUUUUGGCUUUUUUAAUAAGAAACUCAAAUAUUUGCUCUGUCAUUUAAGCAGGAUGUGGUAAUUACUCUAUUGGACUUUUUAACGUAGAAUUUGUACAAGUUUCUGUUGCGGGAGUGAGGCAACAAAAGACCUCGACCUGAUUUUCACAGCCCAGUUGACAGCGGGCUUGACUGGUCGCUGCUUCUUCUGGGACCAUAUGUGGUAAAUAGCCUUAUUUAUUACUAGCCUUCUUUACGGACACUUUUGUAAUAUUUUGUUAGCUUGGAAGCAAGACUGUACUCUGAAGAGCUGACCUGGGAGGAAUAAGUGAGAGUUGGGUUAAGACACAACACCCAAAACCUUCCAGAUCAAGCUCUUCCUUGAGUUUUUAGAACAUCCAUAAUAUAGUCCAUUUAAACUUUUUAAAAGGUAUGCCAGGAACAAUUUCUAUAUUAAAGUCAUGGUUGAACAUGGUUGAAACGUGUAUAUAUUUUUCGUGCAGCUUUAUUUAAAAUAAAGGUGGUGUUUGAAGUCUCAUAUGAA